This is a messenger RNA of Trichoderma aggressivum f. europaeum, 2979 nucleotides long. RefSeq lists its product as uncharacterized. NCBI's taxonomy places the organism in Eukaryota, Fungi, Ascomycota, Sordariomycetes, Hypocreales, Hypocreaceae. The record is from RefSeq and is a predicted model, not a curated record. The coding region runs from base 1 to 2979 and encodes 992 amino acids. The transcript has 2 exons.
AUGAUCAACUACACCAAUCCGCGUCCACCAGCUCAGAGACACCCGCUCCGCAGUGUCAACGAAAAUGUCGCUCUUCUACGCUCCCCUGAUCCCCUGGAGAGCAUGCUCAAGACCACAACCGAAACCGGUGAUAUCGGAAUCUUUUCCAUCGGGCCAAACUCUUCCUCGGCCCCUUUUGCUCGUCCCAAAAGGUCCAGAUCGCAUCCCAGAGAGGCACAUCUACCGCUGCCUGCACGCUCGUUGGGGUAUGAUGAUGGCUAUUACUGCCGUCCAGAUAGCCCUAAGAGGCUGCGUUCCUAUCGCGACACCACGUCUGAAAUCAUUUCUCUCUAUGGAUCUGAAAGUCAGAAAACACUAUUGUCUUCGGUCUCCCCAACGAGCAUCGACGAUGACCCCAGAUCAUACUCCAUGACUACAACCAGCUCAAAGCGGAUUCCGUCUCAAAAGUCCACUGGCACAUUACAAAGCCAGUCAAGCGGAGGUGGUUUCCAACGCCCGAGAUCUCCUUUUCCAUACCCAACCCGACUGAAGCGCCCAGGGGUUCGACCAGCCUCUCCAGCUCUCAGGGAGAAUGGGGAUAUCGACUACAGUAGAAUGGUUGAGCUUGAUCGGUUUUCCCAAAGAACUAUUCAUGGGUCAUACAAGCCUACUUAUGCCCAUGGCCCUCGACGGCCCCUUCCAAUGGCCUUUCGUCCCGAUGUAAAUAGGUCAGCGUCUUCAUUGCCAUCGAGAACGCUACACUCGCCUUAUCUCUACGCACCAGUGCCUUGCCAUGCCAGAGGUCCCAACCCCUCCCUGCCGUGGGGGUUGCCCAGGCAAGCCAACCGGCACCAACGAGGUUCCAUUGACCAAAGUACUCGCUCGGCAAGUCUAACUUCCAUUGUUGAAAUGUAUGAUAGGCCAGUGACCUCAAACUCGAAUUGUGUGCCGCCGCCCGUCCAAUCGCCCGGCUCUUUCUACUACGACUACAGUGAGCAAUUCGAGGACCAACCGCCUUGGGACAUGGAUUUGGACGUGCCGCUACACCCCAUACCGCAGAGGGUUGAAAACAUUCGCCACUCUCUGUUGCUACUGGACAAUAUCCAGGGAAGUUUUGAAGUAAGCGGCAACUACCCGGACUCGAUAAAAUCCAAUGUGCAAGAAGUCGGAAAGGCUUCAAUAGAGCCUUCCCGGUUGUCAGAUGCUGCAGAUGGCAACUCAGAAGAUAAUCAAGCUCAGCAGCCAACUUCUAAAGAGGAAGAUGGUGCCAUGGAAAGGCCAUCUCUUUCUGAGCCAAGUCCAAAAGGGACCCCUUUGAUAACUCUAUCCGAUGAAGGACAGAGCCAGCCACUGAUUCUCUCAAAUCAAGUGUCACCGGAUGCAGAUGCAGAUGCAACUGAUAUACUUUCAAUGACGAGCGAUUCGACUUCUUUGGGAUCACCAGCUCCUUUGCAGACCCCUUCAAAGAUACUAGAAACCAACUUUAAUGUGGCGAGUGAAUCUUGGAGUCAAAGGUCAUCUCGGGUUGGUCUUCCAAAGCUGAGAUAUUCCUUGGAUCCUGCGUUGUCGGAAUUUGCUUCAGUUUUGUCAUCCUUUGACCGCUUGGGAAGGAUUCAGGUCUCAAAAGACAGCGAUAUGCAGUCUGUGAAUGGAGGAUGCCAUGACACCUCUGUAUACCAGCAGGAUGAUGUGCACGCGGCUACCCUGAAACGUUCGAGUCGGCGGCCGUCACCGACAACACCCGGCCCGGCUGAUGAAGAAGAUGGCGUAUACCUAAAAUGCCACCGCAGGAAUGUUGCGGCUAUGCGGAUAAGCAUAACUGGUAUUGUCCCAGACGGAAUUGUAAUGCAUACACCGGAGCGUCACAACAACUUGGGAAUCCUCUGCCCAGAACCCAUUUCGCCCGUACGUGAACUAAGAGUCAAGGAAAGCAUACCUCAGCUGAUGAAAGCCCUACCACCGCUCCCAAGAGAAGCUGAGAAGCUUUCAGGCUACGGUACUGCAGGCACCCCAGCGUUAAAUGGUUACUCGGGGCAUGCCGGCUUGAUGCUGGACAAAGAGUGUACUGCAGCAAUGAAGCGGCCCUUGGAAACAAGGCAAACUUCAUCUUCGCCCGCAAUUUCACGGCUUUCGCAAGACUUUCACCCCAAGUUAAAACUCAGGGCUCGAGCACCGUCGUCAUCUCCCGGAAAGGGUGGUAAUGUGUUAUGCUCAGUUACAACUGUAAGGCGAACUUAUGCCGGCAGCCACGAUCACGAGUAUGGCCCAGCAGUGCGACCAAAGCUGAAACUCAAAAUACCGCGUAGUCAAGCUCAACCUGGCAACAGCGGGCUUUCUCCAUACAACAAUCGGUUGAAGCAAUGCAACUCGCUCGCAGAGCUGGCACCCUGUCUUAAAAAGAGUGCAACAGAUGAACAUAUUCGGAUUGACAUGGGCGGCAAAACACAAGCGUCGAGCAUUGGUUCAACAGAAAGGGACAUGGCAGCAAUGGAAGAACAGUCUAUCCGUUUAGAGCCAUCACCACAGCUGUCUGAUCAGUUCAAUAUCCCUUAUCCGCCAUCACCGGCUAGGGGGGCAGCACGUUCAAGUCAUCCUGCUACAUCAGCAAAUGAGGAAGAAGAAGUUGAGAUAUGCAGCAGCCGUGCAGGCAGGCCUCGUGGGCUACGAGGCAAGCUUUCGGUACUUCGGUUGCGAUUCGCCAGCCCACAAAGUUAUGCCACCGCACCAGAGGAGACAUUUUUUGUGCCUUACACGGAUAAAAAGUCGACUUCUAUUCCACCCGCAGCCGCCAGCAAGGAUACAGAUGGCUCUCAUGGGGCGGAAAUAGGCACAACGAAUCAACCACUUCCUGUUGAAGAAGAGAAAGUGAGGCGGCGUGUCAAGCAGUGGGCACGAGAUGUCAAAAAGGCUGUCCGUUUGUAUGUGAAGAGGACCUGGGAACGGUCUCCCAAGGUGAAGGUGGACGGACACCUGAUUAACGGAAUCUUGAUUGGUGUGUGA